Molecule: messenger RNA, 2394 nt
Organism: Penaeus vannamei (Pacific white shrimp)
Lineage: Eukaryota; Metazoa; Arthropoda; Malacostraca; Decapoda; Penaeidae
Product: putative zinc finger protein 66
Biological process (GO): regulation of transcription by RNA polymerase II
Molecular function (GO): RNA polymerase II cis-regulatory region sequence-specific DNA binding; DNA-binding transcription factor activity
Source: RefSeq, a predicted model, not a curated record
CUCGAUUGCAACUUCUUUGGACGUCGCCUGAUGCUUUAGGACAGCUAAUUAAAUGUCUUCUGGUGCUUGUUAGACGAAAUGUUACGAAGCGAAACGAAUAUGAGGUCACAAGGAAUUAUAGAUAUGACAAUGCUGGUGAUUACAAACAAGAGAUUAUUCCACUGAAUUGAAGGUAAUAUGCAGGUUCUACGUUACCGGAGUCUGAGUUUUGUUGGAUGAAGAAUUUGCCGCCCUCCAAAAAACUAUUCAGAUAAUCUGGUAAAUUUCCUUAGAGUUUUUGGUUCUCUAUAAAGUUAGCUGGGCAUUUGAAUGCGGAACAUGUCAUGUGAUAACUAUCCAGAAUUUUUUAAUGCUUGUUCAGGUUUAUUAAUAUGUUUAUUUUUCAAAGAAUAGGAUGAGGCAGCAGAAUCUGCAAAAUACUCAAAUACAGAGGAAGGAUGUCCAUACUAAAGGCAUCAUGGAAAGGAUUAUUGCUAAUAGGUAAAUUAUUUAUUUUCAAGAAUUUUAAAAUUAUCAUGUUGCAGCUGUCUCUUACAUGCAGCAAACCAACUUAUCAUACCAGAGUUGCCGCAGGUUAAAGAACUGGCAGUACAGUUACAGCAUUCAGGGAGAGAUAUUGUGGAUUUGAAUAAACAAGCAAUGGAUACUACAAAAUUAGAAGAGAAAUACAAUGAGGAGAAAGACCAACCUCUCCAGUCUGCUGCUUGUCAUGUUCAAAAGGCAAAAUCUUGUGAAAGACCCAAUCUAGAUUCUUCAGUCACAAGCCAAGAUAAUGGUAUUUCUAAAGAAGCUGCAAGUCUUAAAGAUGAAAGUUGCUUGGAUAAACUCCCUUUAGAGAAGCAUUUCUUGUUCAAAACUUUUGAAGAACAAAUGAAUAACCCUGAGACAGAGGGACCAGUUUUGUAUACAUCAUACAGGCUCAAACAUAUCUUAUCUUCAGAAGAGUGUGUGCAAGAUUCCUUGCAUAUUUUAGAGGAGAGUAAGCCAAAGAUGAAGAGAGGGCCAUACAAGAAAAUGCUCAAGGUUAACUUUGAUCCAGACGGUAAUCCAGGCAAACCUUACUUUUGUGAUGAAUGCGGCAGGAGGUUCAAAUUACGUGACAGUCUCAGAGCUCAUCAAAAGCAGGGACAUUCGGAGGAACGACCAUGGGGGUGUGAGCAGUGUGGGGCUUCAUUUAAGAAAAAAGGCACAUUAACAGCUCAUUUAGACAUCCAUAGAGGUAUACGUCCAUUCAAGUGUGAAUCGUGUCCUGCUAGUUUCAGACGGCAAACUGAACUGAAUAUCCACUGCAUUAAACAUAGUAACAUCAAACCAUAUGAGUGCACACUUUGUAGAGCUGCUUUUGCUUGGAAAAACAGUCUAAAGCAUCAUAUGAAAACACAUUCAUCUGAAAAACCUUAUCAGUGUGAAGUGUGUAAAGCAACUUUUAAAUGGCCAGAUUCAUUGAAAUUGCAUAUGAAUACCCAUUCAUCAGUAAAAGAGUUUGGUUGUGAUGAGUGUAAGGCAAGAUUUAAGUGGAAACGCAGCUUAAGAGCACACAAACUUACUCAUUCUAGUAUAAAGCCUUUUGUUUGUGAUUUGUGUGGAUCUCAGUUUGUCCAACGUGCCAAACUGAAGCUUCAUAUGGUCGUCCAUACUGCAGAUAAACCUUUUAAAUGUGAGCUUUGCAAAAUGGCAUUUGCCAGAAAGGAUCGCUUGAAGUCCCACAUGAAAGUGCACUCUGUGGAAAAGCCACACGUUUGUGAUAUAUGCAGAGCAGUCUUCAGGUGGGAUUAUGGCUUGAAGAAGCACCGGUUAAUACAUGAGAAAGCUGAAUCACAGCCCUGUAAACAGUGUGGGGAGACUUUCAUGUGUAUUAGGGAAGCAAAGAGACAUGUCAAAGUUCACACUGUCCCUAAUACAUUAAGAUGCAAGGAAUGCAGCAUGACUUUCAGAUGCAAAAAGGAAUACAACAAACAUAACAGAUGUGUUCACAAGCCGUCUAGUAAAGAAGCUCUACAUAAAAAUAAAAUCAAACAAAGGAAACACACUUGGCAAGGUUUGCAAAUAUCUGAUGAACCUGUGUUGAUUUGUAUUGAACCAUGUGUUGAAGACAUAAUGCAAGAAACAGAUGAUGAACAGGAAAUACUCGAUGAUGGGGGAAGCAAUGCUGUCAAGGAUAAAGAGGAUAAGUCUAAUGUACAGAGCGAAGAGUACGGAAAUGGUGAAACUCACUGUAGAAAUGUGAAGGAGGCAUUCUGAAGGUUUCCAGUAUAGAGGGAGAAAAGGUAGAUGUUCAUGAAGAGGAAAUGUCAAAGAAGGAAAACCUCAAAAUUUGAUGAAAUGUUUUCUUCACCAUGAAAGAAAUGUAAGUUAUUCUCUCUCUCUCUCUCUCUCUCUCUCUCUCUCUCUCUC